AUGACAGAGCCAAGCAACACUGAACCAGAGCAUAAUAAACCAUCUGUGGUCGAUGACUUUUUCUCAGCAUUAUUUGCCAAUCAGAACACCAAACCAUCUUCUCCUGUUAAACAACCCUCAUCUCCUCCUGUUAGACAACCCGUAUCUUAUGAUGACAUGAGUCCUACUAUGACGCAAGAUGAUACACUCGAUGAGUUUGAUGAGUACUCGUUACUUUCUAAACGCCGUACAAGACCCAUCCAUGAAGCACCAGCCCAGAUACUGUCUAAAAAGGAGAUUGAUUGGAGUACAGUUAAACCUGAGUCUCGUAUGUUGGUCCGUCAAUUUCCCAAAAAUGCAAAUAAGCAUGAUAUUCUCGAAUAUUUUAGUAAGUAUGGUGAAGUCAUUGAAGUCGUUCAGAAAGAUUCGUUUGGUUUUGUACAUUUUGAAGAUCCUGAAGCCUGUGCUCGCGCUGUUGAAUUAGAGAAUGGAAAUAUCCUUCAUGGUGUUACUUUAGACCUUGAGAUUUGUAAGCGAAAGCCUUAUUUUGCUCGUGCCAAAGACAACGAAGACUCGCCUCCUAGUCACCGUGUUCAUCGUCCCAGUCACUCACCCCCUCCCAUGAAUCGUCGCCCCAUGAAACGAAGAACCAGUAUCACACAACGACCUAUGCGACCGAGACCCCAUCCUUAUGAAACAUCCCCUCGACGCAACCACAAGAAACCAUUGAUUCCUUUUCGUACAGGCUAUGCUGUCCCCACAGUCCAGAUUAUUGCUUGGGGCAACAAUUUUCAUCAUUUCAUGACGUAUGUUGAGUCUGUCUUUCAGCAAUAUCAGAUGCGUACUGCUUCUGCUGUUCUUUCUUAUUCUACCGCAAAUCGAAAUGAAGUUGUCAAACAAUUAGUGCUUGAAGGUGUAAAAGCCAUUGUCAUGAUUGACCGUAUGAAUGAACCACACAACAGGAUUUAUCUUCAAGUAUUUGCACCCAACGAUCAAACGCAUGGUGGUGUAAGAUAUGAUGAAUAUGAUAGUAUUACCCCUUUAGAAGCCAUUCGUAUCAUUCAACGUACUUAUCCUCAAUCAUUCAAUGACACAUAUCAAUCCCCUUCUUAUCCCUCCUAUCAGCCUACUCAACCACAGUAUAAUACGUUAGAUGUCAAUACACUUGCUACUCUUUACACUAUGAUUCAACCUUCACCUGCUGCUCCUGCACCUGUUGCUCCUGCACCUGUUGCUCCUGCACCUGUUGCUCCUGCACCUGUUCAACAGCAACCUACUAUUCCUCAAUUAUUGGCUACAUUAAUGAACGGAUUAAACCAACAACAAAAUGUAUCUUCAACCCCACCAGCACCAGCACCAGCACCAGCACCUCAGCCUGUUACUACUACGUCAACUCAUGAGCCUAGUAUUGCUGCUUUAAUAAGCACCAUAGCCAACAGUAACCCUGCUUUAUUGGGUUCUGUAGCUGCCAACAAUCCUGCUAUUGCACAAUUAUUAUAUCAAUUUACUCAACCCACUAAUUCCAAUGGUACUUCAUUCACUCAAACUGACACAAAAAAUCAACCUUCAUGUAGUAAAAUGUUGUAA
Molecule: messenger RNA, 1566 nt
Organism: Gilbertella persicaria
Lineage: Eukaryota; Fungi; Mucoromycota; Mucoromycetes; Mucorales; Choanephoraceae
Exons: 3
Coding region: 1-1566 (521 amino acids)
Molecular function (GO): RNA binding
Source: RefSeq, a predicted model, not a curated record